AUGAAAUUCACCUACGCGAUUACAGCGUUCGCUACUACUGCAACAGCUCAGCGCUGGCCACCAGCAGCUACUCCCGUAGCGUCGCCACUUGCAACCACUACUCCAAACCCUACCUCUAAUUUGGCCAACCCAUGUGAUUACUUAAUCUUUUACGAUGGCACUGAUGAUGCAUAUGGCUCUGGUGGAGGAUGGUGGGUAAGUGUCAUCUCUCCCCUUUUACGAGCUCUUCCUAACCUGGACUUCCUAGUGUGAAAGAGGGCCUCCUGACUGGGAAUGUCCGAAUUGGAUAUGGAAAGUUGACUUCCCCUAUUAUGUCGUAAGCAUUAUCCAAGACAAGACUCUGGUUCUGGAAAAUUAUAAUGCUAAUCUUUUUCUAGUGUAUAA
Hymenoscyphus albidus is the source of this 384-nucleotide messenger RNA. The record is from the annotation of a GenBank genome assembly. NCBI's taxonomy places the organism in Eukaryota, Fungi, Ascomycota, Leotiomycetes, Helotiales, Helotiaceae.